Cucurbitaria berberidis CBS 394.84 is the source of this 2337-nucleotide messenger RNA. RefSeq lists its product as uncharacterized. The transcript has a single exon. Bases 1 to 2337 code for a protein of 778 amino acids. Gene Ontology annotation, cellular component: nucleus. The record is from RefSeq and is a predicted model, not a curated record. NCBI's taxonomy places the organism in Eukaryota, Fungi, Ascomycota, Dothideomycetes, Pleosporales, Cucurbitariaceae.
AUGGCGCGCUUGCGCAAACCGAGCCCGAAUGAACCUACCAUCUUGGUGCCGUUGACGACGGAGCCGAGAGCGACGCGAACGAGUCCCCGGAAAACAACCCGCGAAUUUCGAUAUACAUCUUCCUCGGAAGAAGAAGAUGAGAGUUUAGUGCUUGUUCCGAAAAGCUCACGGCGCGAUUUGCGAUACACCCACUCGUCCUCACAAGAUACCCAAGAGUCGUUUCUGGUCUCCAAGCCCACUGCAACAGCGAAUGCGCUCAGCCCGCGCAAGCAACGUGUAUUACGACCGGUCAAGAGCAACAGCCGUCUACUCGCAAGAUUGAGCGAUGCGAGCAUAGCAAGUCCGCAGAAGGAGCAACGCGCAAGGAGGGUACGCAGUGGGACAACGGAUACCGAUGUUGGGAAGAGACAUCGACUGAUGUAUGCGAAGAGCCUGGCCAAGAGUCUGGCGAACAGGCAGGACAAGAAAGGAAGAAUUGAUGUUGUUGGAGAAGCCGAGGCACUGGAGGCUGCCCAGAGACCGAGGAGUAAGGACAGCGAGAGGAAGGAGAAGGUGCCGGAUACUGAGGCGGAGGAAGAGGCGGAGACGAGCCUGUUGUGUAGAGAUGAUGACAAUGGCGUGCAGGAGACUGAAGAGGCCCAGGUGGCAGAUAUCAGCAAUGGAGACGAAAACGAAGACGGAGAUGACGAGUCCAUCGUAAUUGUCAGGAACAGGCGGCAUCAACCACGGUCUCGGCGCCUAGUAUCUGACAGCGAAGAGGAUGAAAGCGAAGGCUCAGUGAAGAAGGUGUGUAAUCACAUUCAUCAACUUUCUUUCAAGAUUCCCGAACGCAAAGUAGAACAGCCACGCGUGGAAAAGGAAGGGCAAUCUCUCACGUCCCUUCGACCACCACACAGAAAAGGCCACGGCACAAUCUCAAGCUGGGCACAAGAAGUCAUCGAUCUAACAAGUUCGCCUGAAGCGCCAACGUCUGUCAUACUCCCGCCACCAACCCACGUCCGGACGGCAUCCUUAGCAUCUUCGCGUCCAACAAGCGCGGCGAUAGACGGCCCUAUAGCAAUCCUCACAUACUCCCCAACACCCACCAAACUUCGCUCUCCUCGCAAAGCGCCGCCAAUUUCUCGCCCCUCCACACCGCCUCUUCCGCCUCCAAGUCCGUCUAAACUCGUCAGUCCGUCUAAAAAGCGACCGACUGUUCCAAAAGCGACUCAUUUAGAUGGGAGGCCAAGCUUAGAUGCGUUCUGGAACCCGGAAGUAGUAAAUAUGUGGAAUGAGACACAUUCACCGAACAAGCUCUUGGUGAGCCCGAAGAAGCAGAAAUGGAGAGAGGAUAUUGUUAAGAUGAUGGAAGGUGUCGCACUAGAAGACAGCAGCGACGAAGACAAGGGGUACGAGAGUCCCACGACAAGUCCUCGAAAGAAGAACCCUGCGCCUGCACCUCGAAGUCCCACCAAAAAGAAGACAAACAUUAAGGAUGGUGACGCAGAGUUGAGUGUAAAAGACAUCCGCGCCCAACGCAAAGACUUUGCAACACGCAAACACGCCAUGGCCGAAGCAUUCCUCGUCGACCUAGACGCAACCAUAUCACAAGGCCGCAUCGCAACACUCUCCCAAGCCACAGGCGGCAUCAAGCUCGUGUGGUCCAAAACCCUCAAAACGACCGCCGGCCGCGCAAACUGGCGCAGAGAACAAAUCCGCACCCGCACGGGUCCCCUUCCAACAGACACACGCAUCGACAUCCGCCACCACUGCUCCAUCGAGCUCGCGGAGAAGGUCAUCGACGACGAGGAACGCCUUUACAAUGUCCUCGCCCACGAGUUCUGCCACCUAACCACCUUCAUGAUCAGCGAUGUGCGCAACAACCCCCACGGCGCCGAAUUCAAGGCCUGGGGCGCGAAAGCGACUGCGGCUUUUACCCACAAGGGCGUUCAGGUCACCACGAAGCACUCGUAUCAGAUCGAAUACAAGUACAUCUGGGAAUGCGUCGUGUGCGGCUACGAAUUCAAACGGCAUUCCAAAUCCGUGGAUCCGGUCAAGCAUUCUUGUGGAAAGUGCAAGGGGAGGUUGGCGCAGACGAAGCCUACCCCAAGAGCGAGCGGGAAUAGUGCCGCUGUUGGGAAGGACGGGAAGAAGGAGAAGAGCGCGUAUCAGGUCUUUGUCAAGGAGAACUUCUCUCGCGUUAAGAAGCGGUUGGAGCAAGAUGGGAAAGACGCACGGAUGGGCAAGGUGAUGGAGGCCGUGGCGAGGGAAUAUAGAGAGGUGAAGGCUGAAAAGGAAAAGACAACAAAGGCAGAGGUUGGUGUGUUAGGGGACGCGCUCGAGGGACUGAAGAUAUGA